Molecule: messenger RNA, 1083 nt
Organism: Phycomyces blakesleeanus NRRL 1555(-)
Lineage: Eukaryota; Fungi; Mucoromycota; Mucoromycetes; Mucorales; Phycomycetaceae
Exons: 7
Coding region: 1-1083 (360 amino acids)
Biological process (GO): spliceosomal tri-snRNP complex assembly
Source: RefSeq, a predicted model, not a curated record
AUGGACCAACAAACAGCCAAUGCAUUAUUCGACCAUGGCGCGUUUCUUUUGUUCCUAGAUGCACCUCCAAAUCUAGAAUUUGGAAUCGAUUACCAUGCUUGGACAAUCGGUCCAUUAUUCAAAGGUGUCAAGAUGAUUCCUCCAGGAUUACACUUUAUUUACUUUUCAGCCACAAGUAAUGAAGGUCUUCAAGGAAUACGGACUGGUUUUUUCAAGUACUUUGAAUCCAAAGAGGUCGCGGUACGUGAAUGGAAUACACACACAGAAGAUUUACGAGAAGAAAGAGAGCUCGAUCCAGAACAAGUAGAACGAUACAAAAAGAAUAUUCGAGAUUUUGAUCGGAAUAUGGGUCCUUAUCCACUCGACCCUCCUACAUACUACCAACGUUGGAGAACCCUGACCGAACACAUCACGCCUGGACUAGUACGACGUAUCUUACCAAACGACGGAAAGGUAUCCCAUCUGCCAAGAAAAUCGCCCGAACCACUCGACGACGAUGUUCUUUCUGUCAAAGACAAACGGGUCGGCAAAGAAGUCGAAAAAGAAGAAGGCAUGGAGUUCACACCAUUUGAUCUAAGACAAUCAUUUCCAAAAAAUGCAACGGCCUAUGAAAUCACAAAGUGGAGCAUUGACAAAUCCUGGCUUGCCCGUGAUUUACUUCGUCGAGUCUAUCAUGACGAUCAUUUGGUUAUGUUGGGUGAAAUGCAAUUGUCCUUCGUUUGUCUUUUAAUGGCACAAAACUUUUCUGGAUUUCAUCAAUGGAAACAAAUGGUCCGCUUAUUCUGUUCGUGUCAAGAGUGGAUGGAAGAAAGUCCGGGUGUGUUUAUUGAUUUUAUUGAUACAUUUGAGCAUCAGCUUGAAGAGUGUCCUGAAGACUUUUUCCGUGACAUCUUGUCUGAAAACAACUUUAUAUCAAGCAUGUUACAGGAAUUCCGUAAAAACAUCCCACUUCAUGAAUUUGAAUUAGGAAAACGAUUCUUGCAACUAAAGAAAUUCCUUGUAUCUCGAUUCAAAUGGGAAUUACCAACAGAAGAGGACGAAGAAGAUGAAGAUGCACCAAUGGUAGUUGAAAUGGAUGAAUAA